Molecule: messenger RNA, 1761 nt
Organism: Aspergillus terreus NIH2624
Lineage: Eukaryota; Fungi; Ascomycota; Eurotiomycetes; Eurotiales; Aspergillaceae
Exons: 2
Coding region: 1-1761 (586 amino acids)
Source: RefSeq, a predicted model, not a curated record
AUGGGGGACUGGGAGACCCCCGGAACGGGUGCGGCCGAACCAUCGCCGGAAACGUGCCAGGAGCAUCACCCGCCACCACCUGUUCAUGACGAUGCCCUUCAGGAACAUCUUUCUCACGAAAAACAACAACGCCAGCUCAAACGUUCCUCUCUCCCCGCUCGCCCCCAUGCGGCCGCCCGUCACACCAAACGCUUAACCCUCAACUUCCCCAUCAAUCUCCCUCCGGCCGCUGUGGUCGACUCCCACGUGUCGUCAUCCCCCGGUGCCAUGACCCCUGUUGCUCGCUCGUCCGCCCACCAAUCCCCCGUGCCCCCGGUCGGCACUCCUAUGGCCUUCGACGACCAAGACGAUGGUUCCGGCCUGUUGACCGCCAUUGCCGCCCAGGAGCGAAAGGUCCUCGAGUUGCGCGAGGAGCUCCAGCGGGCCGAGUCCGAGCUCGACUCGCUGAAGAAGCAAUGGGCCCAGUCGGAGAAGACAAAGAAACGUACCGAGAUCAGCCAUCGCGCCGAACCCCUGCUCCCGCUGCGAUCCCCCGAUUCCACCGGUCCCGACCCGGCCGCCGUUGGACCGCAGCAUAGUCGAGACCGCAGCGUCGCCAGCUCCGAGGCCUCCUCCGCCGCCCCGACGCCGUCAUCGGCACGAUACAGUCGCGAGUUGGAGCGCCGCCAGAGUAUGCUCGCCGCUGCAACAAAGGGCACCAAAGUCUCGGCCAGUGGGCGUCGUGUGUUCCAGGGAUCUCACACCCGCACGCUGUCGCUGCUGUCGCCGACUUCUGGCACCAGCAGCCCCCUCGGGGCGGCGGAGACGCCAGACGGCGACCGCAUCGGACGGUCCCCUCGCUCCGCGACGUUGCCGUCCGUUGAACGGAGUCCGAUGAUGACCGCAGCGUCCGGUGACAAUCGCGAUUUUGCAAGCUCCUCCGGCGACGAUGUGAUCACGCAGUGGCGGCGGACGAUGCCGCCGCCGUCGCGCGAGGCCCUCAUGCGCACCGGACGACAGAUGGCGUCGGAUCUGCGCGAGGGCCUGUGGACGUUCCUGGAGGACAUCCGACAAGCCACUGUGGGCGAGGAGGGUAUCAGCGCCACGGAAUCGCGCGCGAUGCCGAACGCCCGGAACAAGCGGGACUCGAGCUCGGCCUCGUCGCGCAGUAGAGACCGCCUCUCGGUGGCGCAGGGCGGAAAGCUGUCACGAUCGCCGUCGUCGUCCGGGAGCAAGGCGGCCAAAUCUUCUUCUGGUAAAGACUCGCAAUCGGCGGACAUAGACUCGUCGUUCUGGAGUGAAUUCGGCAUUGAUCCACCUGGACAGACGUCCCAUCCUCCCGCCGCCGCGCAGCCCGCGCCUCGCCACGCCCAAAACUGGUCGUCGACCGACCAACACCCCACCACCAACAACAACAGCAGUCAUCUCGACGUUGACGACAACUGGGAUGACUGGGAUACGCCCCAGCCGAAGAAAAUGCACACGCCUUCGUCGAGCCGGUCGACUCUCGAAUCGAAACAGGACCAGUCGCCCAUGACGCAGAACAGUAGUCCGCGCACGAGCACGAGCUUUGGCGACUGGCGCCAACACGACACUCACAUCCCCGACCCCAGCGUGUCCGAUGGUAUUCCCUGGCCCGCCAUCACGAAACUGGCCCCGUCGAAACUGACACGGACUGCGUCGAACCUGAUGGCUGAGUGGGAGCGCAGCCUGUCUCCGUCGCCGGAACGGAAGGUCCAGACGCGAUCGCCGUCUCUGGAUAAAGACGCCAAGACAGAUUGA